Pseudopodoces humilis (Tibetan ground-tit) is the source of this 949-nucleotide messenger RNA. RefSeq names its product BCL2/adenovirus E1B 19 kDa protein-interacting protein 3-like. The record is from RefSeq and is a predicted model, not a curated record. Gene Ontology annotation, biological process: mitochondrial outer membrane permeabilization; positive regulation of apoptotic process; defense response to virus. Lineage: Eukaryota; Metazoa; Chordata; Aves; Passeriformes; Paridae. Gene Ontology annotation, cellular component: endoplasmic reticulum; mitochondrial outer membrane; nuclear envelope.
GGUUUUAUUUACAUGGGGGCUCGCGGGCGUCACGUGACUGUCAGCGGCGGGGGCUGCGCGCGGAGCACCCGCGGGGCCAUGGCGGGAGCCGGCGACGACGGCUCCUGGGUGGAGCUGCGGUGUGGCCCAGGCUGCCCCGAGCCCGAGCCUUCUCCAUUCUCCUGCCACGCCGACGUGGAGCGGAUGCUGCUGGAGGCCCAGCUGGAGACAGAGAGCAGUGACGGGACCCUGCUCGUGCUGGGGUCCCCAGCCUGGGAUGACGACGGAGCCAGCCAUGGGAGUGAUCAGCCAGGGGAGAGUGAGGUGCUGCCUGCCCACAGCCAGCCCCUGCCAGGCUGCUCCCACCCCCGGCAGUGGGAUGUGCCAGAGGAAGCCAAGUGGAGGCAGCGACGCCUGACAGCGUCCCUGGGCUGGGCCUGUACCCGCUGCCCUCGGUACCUGUCUCCAAAGGAAUUUGCCUUUGUGUGCUCCCCACAGCCAGUGCUGUGGAGCCUGCAGGGAGGUGCAGUGGGGAGGAAGAAGAGACUUUUCAGUUCGGAGCUGCUGCUGCUCUUCAUCCCCUCGCUCCUGCUCAGCCACCUGCUGACCCUGGGGCUUGGGAUCUACAUUGGGAAGCGCCUGGCAGCCUCCUCGGCCAACCCUCUGUGAGGAUCUGGGCAGGCAGCAGAAUGGGAAUAUGGGGAGAGCCCGGCCCCAGCGCAGCCUGACCGCUCCCAGGCCCCUUGUUCGUGGCACGAGGCGCCUUCUCCCCGUGUCUCUCCCUCAGCCCUUGCCUCAGGAGCUGAUCCCACUCUCCCCCAUAGACCAGAACCUGCUGAUGGCAGCUCCCAGCUGCAGGCAGCCCCUGCCCUCCCCAGCCCCUGGUUACAGGUCCAGGUCCCCCUGUAACAGACUGUAAAUACAACUGAGCCCACCUGAAUAAAGAGCCCUGUGCCAGCUCAGGGGCUGA